UGUAAACUGACAGCAGCUUCAGGCCUGGUGUUUGCAUACAAAGGCGGCUUUACGCGCGCAGGUCCGCUUGGUUCAGACGAUGAAUUACGUGGGGCAGUUGGCUGGCCAGGUGUUUGUGACGGUGAAGGAGCUCUACAAGGGACUGAACCCUGCUACGCUGUCGGGAUGCAUCGACAUCAUCGUGGUCCGCCAGCCCAAUGGCAGCCUGCAGUGCUCCCCAUUCCAUGUCCGCUUCGGGAAGAUGGGCGUCCUGCGUUCCCGGGAGAAAGUGGUGGACAUAGAGAUCAACGGGGAGUCUGUGGAUUUGCACAUGAAGUUGGGAGACAAUGGAGAAGCAUUUUUUGUCCAAGAGACUGACAAUGAUCAGGAAGUCAUCCCCAUGUACCUGGCCACGUCCCCCAUCCUGUCGGAAGGAGCUUCUCGCAUGGAAAGCCAGCUGAAAAGGAACUCCGUGGACAGAAUCAGGUGCUUGGAUCCCACCACGGCUGCCCAGGGCCUGCCCUCCAGCGACACUCCAUCCGCUGGUUCUCUGGGGAAGAAGAGAAGGAAAAGGAGGAGGAAGUCUCAGUUGGACAAUCUCAAAAGAGAUGAGAACGUCCACACAUCUGAGGAUGAGGACAUGUUUCCCAUAGAGAUGAGCUCCGAUGAGGACGCAGCCCCGAUGGAUGGAGGAGGCAGAACUCUUCCUAAUGAUGUACCACCAUUCCAAGACGAUAUUCCCAAGGAGAACCUCCUCUCAAUAUCACCGUACCCCCAGUCAGCAUCAUACCCCAAUUCCGACAGAGAGUGGUCCCCCAGCCCCAGCAGCCUGGUAGAUUGCCAGAGGACUCCCCCUCACCUCGCGGUGGUGGCCGAGGGAGUUCUUUCUAGCUCUUACCCUCCACAGCCUUCCCACUUCCGUCCUCCGGAAAGCCCUUCAGGCUCCCGCCCCUCAACACCAAAGAGCGAUUCUGAGUUGGUGAGUAAGUCGGCGGACAGGUCGACACCGAAGAGUAACCUGGAAAUGCUCUGGCUUUGGGGCGAGUUGCCGCAGGCUGCAAAGACUUCUUCUCCACACAAGAUGAAGGACUCCAGUCCCUUAGGGAGCCGGAAGAUCCCUGAUAAAAUCCACUUCCAGGCCAUCCAUAGUGAGUCUUCAGACACUUUUAGUGACCAGUCACCGACCCUGGCCCAGGGGCCGCUGGUACAGCAGAGCAAGGCUCAGACGGAAAUGCAGUUUGAGAAUGAGGAGGAUCUUGAGGCCUUAGGAGCCGCGGCCCCACCUUUACCCGUGGCCGAAGAGCUGAAGCCCCCAGCUGCCUGCACAGCACAGGCAGCAAGCAAGACAGACUCCCCGUCCAGGAAGAAAGAUAAGCGGAGUCGACACCUGGGAGCUGAUGGCGUUUAUCUGGAUGACCUCACAGACAUGGACCCCGAAGUGGCAGCCCUGUAUUUCCCCAAGAAUGGUGAUCCUGCGGGGCUCCCCAAACAAGCCUGCGACAAUGGAGCCCGGUCAGCCAACCAGUCCCCACAGUCUGUGGGCAGUUCGGGCAUCGACAGCGGUGUGGAGAGCACCUCGGAUGGUCUGAGGGACCUGCCCUCCAUUGCCAUCUCCCUCUGCGGUGGCCUCAGCGACCACAGAGACAUCACCAAAGAUGCAUUUUUGGAACAAGCUGUGUCGUAUCAGCAGUUUGCCGACAACCCCGCUAUCAUCGAUGACCCCAACCUCGUGGUCAAGAUUGGUAAUAAGUAUUACAACUGGACAACAGCAGCUCCUCUACUUCUGGCGAUGCAGGCUUUCCAGAAACCUUUGCCAAAGUCUUCGUGCCUCAGCUACCUUCACGUGAUUUUGGACGCCAUUAGGUUUUGCCUUUCUAAAAUUUUCAGUCCACCUACAGCCACUGUGGAAUCCAUCAUGAGGGAUAAGAUGCCCAAAAAAGGCGGCAGAUGGUGGUUUUCCUGGAGGGGAAGGAACGCCACAAUCAAGGAGGAAAGCAAGCCUGAGCAGUGCCUGCCAGGGACGGGCCACGGUACAGAAGAACAGCUUUCCCAGCUUGGCCUGGCCCCCAGAACAAAGCAUGAGUCAUCCUCCAGUGAUGAAGAGCACGCAGCCGCCAAGCCAUCAACCUCAAGCCAUCUCUCUCUCCUGUCCAACGUCAGCUACAAAAAGACCCUGCGGCUCACGUCGGAGCAGUUGAAAAGCUUGAAGUUGAAGAAUGGCCCCAACGAUGUGGUUUUUAGCGUCACCACACAGUACCAGGGCACCUGUCGCUGUGAAGGCACCAUCUACCUCUGGAACUGGGACGAUAAAGUGAUCAUCUCGGAUAUCGAUGGGACCAUCACCAGAUCGGAUACUCUUGGUCAUAUUUUGCCCACGCUGGGAAAGGAUUGGACCCACCAGGGCAUUGCAAAGCUGUAUCAUAAAGUAAGCCAGAACGGCUACAAGUUUCUCUACUGUUCGGCACGUGCUAUUGGGAUGGCAGACAUGACGAGGGGUUACCUGCACUGGGUCAAUGAGAGGGGCACUGUGCUGCCGCAGGGGCCCCUUCUGCUCAGCCCAAGCAGCCUCUUCUCUGCCUUACACAGAGAAGUGAUUGAAAAGAAGCCAGAAAAGUUCAAAGUCCAGUGUUUGACCGACAUCAAAAACCUGUUCUUCCCGAACACAGAACCCUUCUACGCUGCUUUUGGAAACCGCCCUGCCGAUGUGUAUUCCUACAAGCAAGUGGGAGUGUCCCUGAACAGGAUCUUCACUGUCAACCCCAAGGGCGAGCUGGUGCAGGAACACGCCAAGACCAACAUCAGCUCCUACGUGAGGCUCUGUGAAGUGGUUGACCACGUCUUCCCGUUGCUGAAGAGAAGCCAUUCCUCUGACUUCCCCUGUUCCGACACUUUCAGUAACUUCACCUUUUGGAGAGAACCACUGCCACCCUUUGAAAACCAGGACGUACAUUCAGCCUCAGCCUGAUGCGAGCAAGCAUUAAAGGCUAGGUUGUGGGGACCCUGGAGCUGCUGGGAAGGCUGGUGUGCGGCCAUCCGCCCAAGAGAGGAGCAUGUCUCCCUUGACCCGCCCGCCCUGGGUGACAUUUCUAAGCGUGGAGGGUGGAUGGAGGCUGCAACUCAUCCCAUACGUGUGCUGCAUGAGGGUUGGUUGCACUAGUAGUGUGCAAGGCAGUCCUCUGUCUGGUUUAACAUACAUAGGGCUGCACUCUCCAGCCUGGGCCAGCAACUAGUUAAUGUGCAGGAUGGGUGUUGACCCCUUAGCAGAGGCGGCCAGCUGUCUCAGGAUCAGUGUGCCCUAGGAACUCGGAUGUGCACAGCUGUUGGUAGCAUAAGGGGCACAUUCCCAUUGACAGUGACAUCUGUGCCGCCUUCCACACACAGGGAUGGGCUCCUCUCUGAGUCUGAGUGCUCCAGAGGGAAGGAACCUGGGCCUUGCUGGGUCCCGGCCCUCAGGCUUUGACUUUAUAGACAGUCCCUUGCAGCAUGGCUGGCUUAGUCUCACUGUAGGUGAUGAGCUCUUGAACUGCUUUGGUUAAAGGUGGCCAGUGCCCCUGGCGCAUCUCCUCCCAUCCUCACAGCUCAAGGCUGGGCUAUUUAUGCCUUAACACAUCUGCAGCAGCCAUUUGCUUGGAGCGCACUGUCUAGUUCUCCUGACUGCCAUGCCUUACAUUAAAAUGGUAGUCCCUAGGGCAGCGUCUGUGGUGUCCUCCAUCUGCGUGCCACCGCCAGCCAGGGAGCACCGCUAAGGAGGACUGGAACGGCACUUAGGCCAAACAGGAAUGAUGCCGCUAAAGAAACCAGUGAUUUUAAGAAACGCGGUUUCCAGAGGUUAAAUGAUUUUCUUUGCAGAAAUAACUUUAUUUCGCUGCUGUUGUGAGCGUCCUAGCCAGAUCCUUAGGAAUGCAGCUGUCAGGAGCACAUUAAAAGUCAAGUGUGCUAGACAAUCCAAAGAGCCUUAUUCUGUGUAUGUCACACACCGAUCUUCUGGAAUGUCCGAAUCAUUCGUUUAACUUAGCUUUUUCCACUCGGUCUAAGGGGGAAAAAGAGUAAUUUGAGUGAUGUUCUUUAAGCUGAUAGAGGGUAGUUGUUGAACCGUCUCAGAGAACAAUGUGAAAAAUGAAAGAAGUAUUUUGAUAAAAAGAUUUUGCUUUACUUUUGGAAGUUUUAUUUUUUUAAAGAGUGUUUUACUCCUGAAAGAUCUUCCUAUUUAAAUUUCAUUGUUUGAGUCAGA
Onychomys torridus (southern grasshopper mouse) is the source of this 4210-nucleotide messenger RNA. It is a transcript of the gene Lpin1, whose product is annotated as lipin 1. The record is from RefSeq and is a predicted model, not a curated record. Gene Ontology annotation, biological process: triglyceride biosynthetic process; positive regulation of transcription by RNA polymerase II; cellular response to insulin stimulus. Gene Ontology annotation, cellular component: mitochondrial outer membrane; nucleus. The coding region runs from base 80 to 2944 and encodes 954 amino acids. Gene Ontology annotation, molecular function: transcription coactivator activity; phosphatidate phosphatase activity. NCBI's taxonomy places the organism in Eukaryota, Metazoa, Chordata, Mammalia, Rodentia, Cricetidae. The transcript has 22 exons.